This is a messenger RNA of Melospiza georgiana, 710 nucleotides long. RefSeq names its product interferon alpha-inducible protein 27-like protein 2A. The record is from RefSeq and is a predicted model, not a curated record. The transcript has 5 exons. Bases 139 to 465 code for a protein of 108 amino acids. NCBI's taxonomy places the organism in Eukaryota, Metazoa, Chordata, Aves, Passeriformes, Passerellidae. Gene Ontology annotation, cellular component: membrane; mitochondrion. Gene Ontology annotation, biological process: apoptotic signaling pathway.
GCCGCUCCCCUUAGCUCCGCCUUUCGUCAGCCCUCGGCUCCCCAGAGCACAAACAAACACACGAGAGGUUGGAGGUGUGAGGUGCCGCCGUGGGUACCGAGUUUAGAGCAGACUCAUCGCAGAUCUCGUCCCAUCCAGAUGGCCGCGGGGGCGAAUAUAAUUAUCAUUAAAACUGUCAUUGGAGCCGCAGUGGGAGUCACAGUGGGAGCAGGGUUGGCACUGGUUGGUAUCCCGGGGAGCAUUGCUGCACUGGGGUUCACCAAGGCCGGCAUCCUCGCCGGCUCCGUGGCUGCCAAGAUGAUGUCGGCAGCUGCCAUCGCCAACGGCGGCGGAGUGGCUGCAGGCAGCGCCGUGGCUGUGCUGCAGUCCAUCGGAGCUGCAGGACUCUCUCUUGCUGCCAAAACUGGGCUGACAGCUGCCCUAGGCUCAGCUGGCGCAGCAGUCGGUGCCUUGCUCCCCAAGUGAUAGAAACCUCCAAGUGACCAACCCAAGGAAAAGUAACUCGGGUGACAAACAUGAGGAGGUGACAACUCCAGUCAAGCAACCCAACAGAAGUCAAGCAGGUUGCUGAUCCCAAAGCAGUGCCUUACACAAUGCAGCUCAGAAACCCCCACAGACCCCUCAGAUCUUUGCCUCCCCUUUCAAAAGCUUUGGAUUCUCUUGAGUAGUGAUUUCCCUGAAGCCAAUAAAAGUGCUUUGCUUGCAGCAGA